UUGAGUCACAGGUUUAUCCUUUGGUGUGUGGAUUGCCUUUUAAAAAAUCUUUUUUUCUUCUUUUUUUCUUUUUUCUUUUAUAUUUUCAUUUUUGUAAAUCCACAAUUUAUUUCUCAGGAGUUCUAUUUUGUUUCCUUUUUUUGUCCCACCAUCACAAAACUCUGACCAGGCGAGCAGGAUUUGCAUCAUAUGGCAGAGGGGCAUGGUCUGGGCUACAAUAGAGUUUAGCUGGCAACUUGAGACUAAACACAACAUAUAAUGAAGCACACUGCUGGAAGUGGACUCUCCAACUGACUGAGCUACAAGGAAGAGUGAAAUCCUUUACUUGGAAGAUCUGAUGACAAGUUACAGCAGCGGAGGAUUUUUCAACCCUGGCUACCAUGACAGUGAGACCCUGGAGAUCGAUAGAAGGUCUUCCAGCAAAACUCACCAUGCUAACCCCUAUGCUGGACAAGACCCAGCCUGGCGGGGGGAGAGGACAGACACUCAUUACUCAUCGAAUGCACAGCCCAGCAGUAAUGGGGGAGUAGGGAGAGCCCCACAGGGGAGUUGGCGGGAGGAGAGCUGGAGAGGGGGAGAGAGCAUCCCCAUGGGCCACAUCUCAACACACUCUGGGAGUCCAGCAGGGCAUCAUGACCUCAAUCACAGUGCAUUCCAAAUGCCCCCGUACUCCCAGUACGAUCGACCCCCAGCCAUCCCACUUCCUUCUACAAUAUCAGGGAACAUGACCAUGAGAUGGAGGGGCGCAGCAAUGAGAAGGAUGAGCAUGUUUCCCAGUGCUGAUCCUGCCCAUCUAGCUUUCACAGAGGAUGCCAUCAGGAGUGAAAUGGAGAAUGAGGAACAAAACCUGGUAAAGGAACUUGUUGCCCUGUCAACACGGGACCGAAUUCGGGCCAUCCGGGACCUAACAAUGAGCUUUGAAGAGAAGAAACAUAUCAGGAACCAAGUCCUGGCAUUCAAAUCUGCCGAACAGUCACGCCAGUUCACAUGUUUUUCAGAGUGCUCUGAGACGGUGUCUCUGUCUUUCCGCAGGUGUGGCUACAGCAUAAAUUCAGCCAGGCAGACCCUGGAGCUGUGGCAUGGGAUCAUGAAAGAGAUUGGUGGCAAGUUUGGCACCAGCGUCCUCUCUUAUUUCAUUUUCCUCAAGUGGCUGCUCAUGUUCAACAUUUUUUCCUUCCUCGUCAACUUUUGCUUCAUCACCAUCCCACUGCUUGUUGACGACCCUUCACCCAACAUACCUCCAAAUGUGAGCUUCAGGGGACUGGAGCUACUGACCGGAGUUGGCUACUUUAACUACACGUCCAUGUAUUAUGGCAGCUACAGUAACAGAACCCUGGGGCGUCACGUGGAGUAUAACAUGCAGUUGGCAUAUUUCUUCACCAUUGCUGUCUACAUGGUGCUGUGUGGACUAGCGCUAAUCUUCAGCAUGGCCAGCACAUUCAAGAGAAAUUACGUGCUAGCAGAUCCAGUUUCAAACAGUGCAUGGCAACUCCUGUGCAGCUGGGAUUUUAGUAUAACCAAUGAGCGAGCAGUGAAACAGCGCAAGAACAAUCUGCGUGUCCAACUUAAGGAGUCUUUGUCUGAGAGGGCCCAAAGGGAGCUUCUUACUGCCAAAGAGAAACUGAGGCACUUUGGGAUUCAUCUGGGCUCUUGGCUCCUUUCCACCAGUUUGGCUGUAGGCUGUGGAGCCAGCAUCUAUCAUCUCAGCCAAUAUGAACAAAGGAGGACAACAGAUACUACCAACUGGUCUCCAGUUAAGGAAGCAGAAACUCUCCUGGUUCCCUUUGUUGUUUCUCUGAUGAAUCUGGUUGUGCCGUUGUUUUACUCCCUCUUUAACAAGUUUGAGCACUACUCCAGCCAGCGGAAACAGAUCUAUGCUCUGGUAGUCAGAAAUGUGCUCCUGAAGAUGUCUAUUCUAGCUGUUUUGUGUUAUCACUGGAUGAAUAAUGUGUCUCAAAAAUUUUCAUGUUGGGAGUCCAUGGUGGGACAGGCCUUGUACCGUCUGGUCAUCAUUGAUUUUCUUUUUCUCAUGUUGGGCUCCUUCUUUGGGGAGUUUCUUAGCAAUGUCAUUGGGACCAGAUUAGUACCACGUCUUGGGGUUCCAGAGUUUGAUGUAGCUAGAAAUGUCCUAGAACUGAUCUACGCCCAGACUUUGGCCUGGAUUGGAAUCUACUUCUCUCCUCUGCUACCUGUCAUCCAGAUUAUUAAAUUUUUCAUCCUGUUUUACUUGAAGAAGGUCAGUCUGACACAGAACUGCCAGCCUCCACGGCGGUCAGGCAGGGCAGCUCAGAUGCAAACUAUCUUCAUCGGCCUCCUCUUUUUACCUGGUUUUGUGGGAGCAGUGUCUAUGGUUGCAUACACAGCCUGGAGUCUCAAACCAUCGGAGCAGUGCGGCCCUUUCCAAGGACUCAACAACACCUUCAGUGUGGUCACCAUUUGGAUGGAUGGUCUAGAGGAUAUCAACACUUCUCCCUGGGCUGUGUGGAUUUACCAAAAUGUCAUAAGAAGUGUAAUCUUCUAUUUUUUUGUGACACUUCUAAUCAUAGUCGUCAUAUACAUCUUCUGGCAAGUAACCCAGGGCCGCAAGCAGCUCAUCAGUCUACUUAAACAACAGAUAGUUAAUGAGGGGAAAGACAAGUCUUUCUUGUUAGAAAAGCUCCAUAAUCUGCAGAAAUGUCAGCCCAAUAAAAAACCCAAGCAGAAGAAUCAAAGAAAGCACACCAAUCGGCGUCCUGAUGACCACUCCUCUGGAGGUCAGUCCAAUUCAAAUGCCAUGGUUCAGACUCUACUUGCUCGACAGCGGUUUGAAGAGGAGGAGGAGGGGCACAGGAGUGGUGGAGAGCCUGCUCCAUCUGACAUUUCAUCAUCCAGCUCUCUGGUUCAAGUCUUGUUGGCCCGUCAAAGAGCAGAGGAGUCAGAAAGGGAUGAAUUCUACGGGACAACAGGUUACUCUGAAAACCAUGUAAACACAUCCAGUGCUGUCACACAGGUGAUACAAGCCAGACAGAGAAUGGAGGCAUAUGGAGCAGACGACGGGGAUGACCUGUCAUCGCCUGUGUCAAGUGUUAUGAUGCAAGUCAUGCAAGCCAGGCAGAGAGCAGAGGAAGAGGAAGAGGAGGAGGAAAGAUUUCAGUGGGCUCCUGCUCCUCAAGAGAAUGCGGCACCUGCAGGCUCCAGUGCCCUCAUACAGGCCAUGUUAGCCCGGCAGCGGGCCCAGAACGAGUACGAUGAUGGUUACUGAGAAAGAAGGAGUCUGACAUUAUUCAGCAACACACUGAAAGAACAUCAAAGGAGACUAAAAAGGACUAAAAUAACACUUUUCUGGGAAUGUUUUGUUGUCGUGGUUUAGCAUCUCUUUAAGCUAGUUCACAGUUAAGGUAAUUUAUCCAGAUGUGCAAGACAUAAAGACCAGCUGUAUAUAUAAAUCUCAGAUAUCUAUUGUAGCAGGACAAGGGGAGAGGGACGUUCGCCUCUUUAUGCACUUUUUUAAGACAGUAUAUUUUUGAAAGUAUAUUUAAAAGCAAUAUAAAAUUACUUUAGAAUUUAAAUUAAAAGCAACCAGCCCUAUUAUACCAUUUUCUUUAU
This is a messenger RNA of Cheilinus undulatus (humphead wrasse), 3585 nucleotides long. RefSeq names its product transmembrane channel like 5 (gene tmc5). The transcript is spliced from 22 exons. The record is from RefSeq and is a predicted model, not a curated record. Gene Ontology annotation, molecular function: mechanosensitive monoatomic ion channel activity. Gene Ontology annotation, cellular component: plasma membrane. Bases 338 to 3241 code for a protein of 967 amino acids. NCBI's taxonomy places the organism in Eukaryota, Metazoa, Chordata, Actinopteri, Labriformes, Labridae.